AUGAUGGGAAGAAAAAAAGAUGAAACCUGUGAAAUUGAUUCAUUGUUUUCCACGCCAAAAACGUCAAAAUCGCUGAAAACUUCAAAAAAAUUGAUUUUCAUCAAAAAACCGAGAACAACCGUCGGAUUAACAUUUUCUACUCCAACUCCCACAAAUUCCGAUAUUAUUGAUUGUAAUGAAUCAAAUGUUCGACAAAUUUAUGCGACAAAUUCAUUAGGAGAUGAUAAAACUGGUGCUGGAAGGGAUGAUUUGGCAAAAAAUCGAAUCAAUAAAAGAAAAAUGUUUCCUGACGCUCCCAACAACAAUACACCGAUUGUCAGGAAAAAACCAAAAAUAUCGGCUAUUUUCAACACUGAAUCUUCCACACAAAUUGAAACAUUCUCGGGUAUUGGAUCAACAUCAACUUUUCUAUCGAAUUUUGAAGCUGCCUCAAAUAACUUGUUGAUUUCUCCCUUGAGUGAAGCAUCCAAACCAAUAGUACGAUAUUGUCAACGAAAAAAAGAAAAAAUAUCAAGAGGUAUUCAAACUGAAAAUAUCAAAAAUAACAAAAAAUGUCGAAAUAUGCAUAUUCAAACUGACCGAGAAAUCGAAGUGGUGGAUGAGGUAAGUGUUUCAUAACAUUUUCAAGAAAUAGUUAAACUCUUAGUGUCAUUCAGGUCUCGGAAAAAGCGAAAAACAUUGGGGAGCGAAUUAUGAAGAUUUCAAAAAGAAGCUUCAAACCGGCGAAAGGGAAACAUUUCAAAAAUAAAUAUGGUUAGAAAUGUAUAUGAUGCGGUGACGAUGUUCAAGCGAACACUUGGACCAUUGAGGCAAGAAAUACCGUUUUCAGCAACGUUGGUAGUUUGACAAGUCAGCUCACCGGGGUCGCUCAUGGAACUGUUAUGAAGAAGUUUUUUGAAACACUCCCGCAACCGAUGCAAAAAAGCUAAAGCGUUCAUUUUCCGACAAGUUCAGCUGUUUUUUUGCUGCGAGAACUCCGGCUUAUGUGAAAGAUCAAAUUCGACAAUGGUUGGAUGCCCGGUGGGGUGAAGAGAGAAAUGUCACUGUAAAACAAUUGAAAAAUUGGGCGGAAGAAGCUUUAGAUUAUUCCAAAAGUCGAUCAUAUUUUUUAUUGCUGUUACAUGGGAUGGGCCUAUGUUAUCGCAAGAAAUUUCGGAAGAAUGUUUCAUAUCGAAGAAAGACGAGAUUCGUAAUCAAGAUCUUGAGAAUCGAUAAGCUUAGCUUCUUCUUCCGGAUAAAAAUUACUCCUUGCCGAUAAUCCACCAGUUUCUGAUACGGCGCGCAUUUUAUGGUUGUUUUGACGAGAGCUGGAUUUUCGAAAAUAUGACAAAGGGCCAGAUUCUGGAUGGAUGUAUGAUAACCCGACACGAUAUAUGAUUGCGCGAAUGGCGGAUAUGUCACAACCUCGAUCUGGCCCUUCUGCAAAUUACAAAAAUAAAGGAAGAAGAGCAAUUGUAAUGGCUAUCAUGACAAAAAUCGGGCUUGUACCAGGUUCGGCAAGGAUAAUAAUAUCCGGAAAAGAAGAAGCUAAGCUUAUCGAUUAUCAUGAAGAUCUUGAUACGAAUUCGUACGAGACUUAUAUGAAACAAGUUCUUCCGAAAUUCGCACAUAUGGCUCGAUUGCGAGGAGAGCGCCCAGUUCUAUUUUGUUGGACAAUGCGUCAAAAUUCAUUGCGGAACCGAUGAAAAGGUACCCUUUUUUUUUUAAUUGUGCAACUUAAAAAUUUUGUUCAGCUGCCCACAAGCAACAGUUCAAAGCAGGAUAUUGUCGAUUAUCUCGAUGGAAAAAUACAUGUUGAAAUGUCGAUGA
Molecule: messenger RNA, 1809 nt
Organism: Caenorhabditis angaria
Lineage: Eukaryota; Metazoa; Nematoda; Chromadorea; Rhabditida; Rhabditidae
Source: the annotation of a GenBank genome assembly